Messenger RNA from Gallus gallus (chicken), 8389 nucleotides. RefSeq names its product mitochondrial calcium uptake 2 (gene MICU2). The record is from RefSeq and is a predicted model, not a curated record. NCBI's taxonomy places the organism in Eukaryota, Metazoa, Chordata, Aves, Galliformes, Phasianidae. The transcript is spliced from 12 exons. Gene Ontology annotation, molecular function: calcium ion binding. Bases 3774 to 4841 code for a protein of 355 amino acids. Gene Ontology annotation, cellular component: uniplex complex. Gene Ontology annotation, biological process: mitochondrial calcium ion homeostasis; calcium import into the mitochondrion.
AUCCUCUGUGCAUUCAUCAUGCAUGCUAGGUAUGCUAACAUGUGCAGCAGGGUCUGAGGUUAAGUUACAUUUUCUGUUAUUUUGAUCAUUUCAAAUUGGAUUGAGUUGAAAUCGAUAUACAGUACUGACACAAGUUAACUGCAAAGUUACAGAAAUUUGAUAUUGAGUUGCUAAAUCCAUUUGUAGAUCUAUUAUGAAUUAAUGGAAACAAACCUAAGGCUGCCAGAGAGCCUGCUGGCACCAACUGGAUUUUAAUUACAUCCUACACAUUGGUUUGGUUAUCCCUACAGCAGACAAAAUGAGUGAUGAGUGGCACAAAUUAUCUCUUCCAGAUUGAUCCUAUUUUCAGAUGAGAAGAAAAAAUGUUUUGUAACUUAUGUUUCCCUCUAUGGGAAAGGAAAUGUGGAAGAAGUUGUGCAAGUGGCAGAGGAAAGGAGGUGAAAGGAUACGGUGGGAAAAUAAGAAAAUUAUGUGGAAAGGAAUAUGGAAAGGAGUUCAGAAAGGAAAGGAACUGGAUAAUGUAGUGUAUUAUAUAUGCAGAAAAAAAUAAAGAUGAGAAAAAAAAAUACUUGCAAAUUGUUUUAAAUUUUAAGAAGAGAUUCAUAUAUGAGCUUAUUUUAAGUCAUUUCUAAGUCAUACCCAGCUGCAGAUAUUCGAGGUUGUACACAUUUUGGAUGGAUGCAGAAUUUGCUUAGCAGCAUUACCAAAAUCACAUUGGUAAGAGUAAUCAAGGUUUUAUUUAUGUAACCCUUCAUGUUUAUAAAUGUAUUAUUUAGAAAGAAAAAAGCUGAACAAUGGUUUAUCUUCAUAUAAUGUUUUCACUCAACUUAAGCAUGCUAUGUUCCAUACCAAGAAUGAUCAAAGCCAAAAACCGAACACCAUGCAUUCUUUAUUAGCCUGCUAAUUUAAGAAACUGAUGCACGAAUUCAUUACACAAAUUUGAAAAUUAAUUUUAAGAAAUAACGUUACUGCUCUUAGGCAGUACUCAGCACGGGAAGCCAAGGAGGCCAUGGUGUUCAAUAAUGCCCACAGACACUAGCAGCUGACCAUCAUGCCUACUGCAGAGGGAAACACUUGCAUUCUUGUAGAGUCCUUUUCAGGUCAUUCAAUUCUAAUUUACCAUCCGCUAUCCUAGCUUUACCAUUUACAUUCUCAAAUUAAUGCUGGAAGUUUGACAUAAAACCACAAAGGGGACUGAAUUCCAAGUUAAAGCUGAAACUUCAGUGCUAAUGCUUUUGGCUGUGCUUCGGUGCUGCGGAGCAUGUGGCGCAUGGGAACACCCACGGCUGGGUGCCCUUGCCGUAUCUGCACACAAUAGACCAAGUUAAGGAUGGAAUUUCAGCCUGAGCCUUAACAUUAAUGCCGCAUAGUUUUCUGUUGGUUAAUUUCUUCUUACACAGCACUGUUAAAGACAAAAAUAAUCCUAAGUCAAUCACAAAGUCGUUUUCAAUUAUGCUUACAAGAGUCUUUUGCAAAUAAUCACAACAGAUUAUUCUCACUCAUUGCAUCGAAGAAGACGUGAAUUUUGGUAUCCUCAUUGCCUUGAGUUUGCCCUUUUGGAAACCGCUGAGGUGUUUGAUUACAGAUACUUUAAUAUCUGAAGUCCCAUUUUAAAUGCAUAAUUGAUUCCCAUUGUAUACCUAUCUUUGCUUGAAACUCUGUAGACUAGAAUUAAAGAGGAGAACACUGCCUUUUGCCACGUACAUGCAUUUUUUAUUAGCAAAAUGAAUGCUUUGUCAGUGUUUUUAGAGAUGUCAGCAAUGUCAAAUUGUUUUUAUCUGAAGGACUCAUUGAAUGACUCAGGAAAAAGUACCUGGAAAUUUUUCAGGACUUAAUUGAAGUGGGAAGGAUACAGGAUUGUUGAGAGAGAGGGAGAGAGCUCCUCUCUGCAUGUUGUAAGUGGGUGCUUCAAAAGAACAUCAGUCUUAAAAUUUAAGUGGUUGAAUCAGCCUUUUCUUGAAGACAUAAUUUAAAUUCAGUCUUUGAUCAGAUAUUUGGAGUAUUGAUUAAAAUGGUAACGCAGCCAUUUAUCCCCUUGUGAGAAGAGAGGGAUGCUUCUCAUCUUAAAAAAAAAAAAAAAAAAAACUGAAAACUUUCUACUUCUUCCCACAUAUUUUCAUCUUUUGCAUUUUGCACACCAGGCAUCUUUGCUUGCAAAGACGGAAGAGAUACAUACUGGUGAAGAGAAAAACAUUGAUGGAAGGGUAUUUACAGCUUUACAAGAACGUGUAAGCUGCUAUUUCAGACUUGACUAUAUUUUGCAUUUAGCCACGACACGUCUUGUACCUGCUUUGCAAAACCUGUGUUGCCUGCUUUCUGACAUAGUCAGUCUGCUUUCGCUCAGGCCUAGGGGCUGUCUGAAGCCACAACUUGAUGGCUGGUAGUCCAGAGACAUCGAACACCGUGUGGUGGAAAGAACUGUAUAGUUGAAGCAGAGUUUUGUAAUUAAGCUCCUGAACACCUUCUGAAAUGACUUUUCUUGGUUUGGAGAGUAGUCAUAGUAAACAGCCAACUAUGCCCAUACAGUUCAUUUAGGUUAUGAGAGUUUUGUACCUCUGCACUGCACUCCAUGGCCUGCAGCGGAAGGCACUUCUGCCUCAGCUGCAGCACCAGGCGUCGGCCAGCUGCAGUAUUCCAUCUUUCUGUGUGGGUUCACAGAAUCAUAGAACAUCCAGAGUUGGAAGGGACCCACAGGAGUCACUGAGUCCAACCCGGGCUCCACACAGGACCACCCAAAAUCAGACCCAAUGUCUGAGUGCACAGUCCAAACGCUCCCUGAGCUCCGGCACUCGGGGCCGUGCCCACUGCCCUGGGCAGGCUGUUCCAUGCCCACCGCCCUCUGGUGCAGACCCUUUCCCUCACCCCCAGCUGCCCUUCCCCUGAUGCAGCUCCAUGCCGUUCCCUCGGGCCCUGUCGCUGUCACACAGAGCAGAACUCAGCACUGCCCCUCCGCUCCCUGUGAGGAGCUGCAGCCGCCAUCAGGCCUCCCCUCAGCUCCUCUGCUCUGGGCUGAGCACACUCAGCUGCUCCUUACAUGCCUUUCCCUCCUAACUCUUCACAUCUUUGUUGCCCUCUUUUGGACUCUCUCUAAUAGUUUUAUGUCCUGAAAUGAAAUAAGCUGGCUCAGAGCAGGAGCAGCUAUGUAUGCCAUCAGGUCGAGUCCAUUGCAGCCUGCACAACCAUCUGCACUGUCCUGAGACCCAAGGUGAUUCCCUAUAUGUGUCAGCUAUUUGCAACCCACAUAGCUGAGCAAAGGUCAUGGAGUUGACAGUACUGGAGUGUUCGUUAGGUCCCUUGAUCAGCUAGAUGCUUUUGAAAGAGGUCAAGGAAGUCAUUUUUGAGCACCAAGUGUUAACAGUGGAGAAGAAACUAAAGUCAUGCUGUUUCAGCACAGUGGAAUUGUAGCAGAAAUAAUAAAUGCACGUACUGAUGUGCAUUGGCAUUUACAUGUGGUUGGUUCCAUUGAAACUGCUGGAUUUAAUGCAAUAGUAUUGAUAUAUCUCUGUUCUUGAAAUGAAAUUUUGUUGUACAAAAUGUCUGAUUACAUUUAAAAAAAAAAAAAGCAAACAUAAUUUUGAUCCUAAAAUAAUUCUACAAUGCAAGUAACAGUGAUGUUUGCCUUUUAAUCUAACAGAAAUGAUAACAGCAGAUUAUGGAGGCGUUUGUUUUGCCAGCGUCUUCGUGUUGAACAUAAUCUUUCAUUAUAAAAAUAAAAUUUAAAAAAACAACCUGGAGCAUAUUGCCACAAGAAGGAAGAUGUUGCAAAUGCAGAAAUGGCUGAAAGACUGUCUCUUCGGAAGAAUCGCUUUAUGCAUUUUGCAUCACUGGAGUAUGAAGGAGAAUAUUACAUGACACCACGAGAUUUCUUGUUUUCAGUAAUGUUUGAUCAAGUGGAACGUAAAAGCUCGGCCAAGAAACUGACAAAAAAGGAGGUGGAUGCUGCGCUGCUGUGUGUUACAAAAGCUAAACCAGGACCGACCUUUUUUAGAGAGCUUGGUGAUAAAGGGCUGAUAUCUUAUGCAGAGUACCUAUUUUUGCUGACGAUCCUUACAAAACCCCAGACUGGAUUUCAGAUUGCUUUUAAAAUGUUAGAUACGGAUGGCAAUGAGCAAGUUGAAAAGAAAGAAUUUUUUAAGAUGCAGAGAAUCAUUGGAAAGGAAGAUGAUUUGAAAACAGCUGGAGAUGAAACCGUAUUUCAGGAAGCAGAAUUGGAAAGCUGUGAUGUUAAUACCAUGCUGCUGGUACAUUUCUUUGGAAAAGAAGGAAAGGAAAAACUUCGCUAUUCUGAGUUUUUCAGGUUCAUGGAAAAUCUGCAAACAGAAGUGCAAGAAAUGGAAUUCAUACAGUUUUCCAAGGGCUUGAAUGUCAUGAGAAAGGAGGACUUCGCAGAAUGGCUGCUGUAUUUCACUGACGAGGAAAACAAUGAAAUUUACUGGCAAAACGUGAAAGACAGAUUUGAAGCAGGAGAGAAUAUCAGUUUGGAAGAAUUCAAGACUUUCUGCAAGUUUACAAACAACCUGGAAGACUUUUCCAUUGCCAUGCAGAUGUUUACGGUAGCCAAUCGUCCUGUUAAACGAGCUGAGUUCAAGAGAGCAGUGAAGGUCGCAACAGGACAGGAGUUGUCAGAUAAUGUUCUGGAUACCAUCUUCAAGAUUUUUGAUCUAGAUGGAGAUGACUGCCUCAGCCACAGCGAGUUCCUCGGUGUCCUGAAGAAGCGAAUUCAUCGAGGUUUGAGGGUACCACAACAGCAAGGCAUUCAAGGGUACUGGAAGUGCGUGAAAAGAGAAAGCAUUAAAGGAGCAAAAGAAUUGUGGAAGCAAAGUGGGAAAAGUCCUUUUUAAAAGCGUCCAUUAUAUUGUUGGUUUGCUGUAAAUGUUAUGUAGGGGUUUUUUUGUCUGUCCUGUUUACAUUAUAGCUGAAUCAAAAAUACUCUUUUUUGCUGCAGCUAAACUACAUUAACCCAAUAUCUAAUGCAAAGAAAAAAGAAUUAUAUCGUUCUAGUGUAAUCAGUUGGGUUUACAGAAUUGUUAUCACGUUUGACCUCCCUACAGAACUACUCUUGAAAUAAUGCUAUUUAUUUCUUUGUGGAGUCUGACCCUGCACUGUGACCUUUGGGAUGCAUAGGAUUUAGUAGUGGCCACUGGCUGGAACAUCCCAACAAUAUCAUCUCCUGUUGGAAGAGUGGUCAUCAUCUCAGCUGGCCACUAACACAGCAGUUCUCUUUCCCAAGCAAAGACAGAGGUUCAAAAAGGGAAACCACUUGCACAGUCCAUGCAAUUCAAGCUACCUACAUCAAAAACAGAAUCUCACAUGGCUUGUGCCCCCAUUACUGUGAGCUGCUUGUUGCUAGUUCCUGCCAGAUGGUUCCACCAGGUCCAGGCUGGAUGUCUGAUUUGUCUGCCUUUGUUGAUAAUAGCUUUAAACUGGAAAUGUAAGACUGCUGAUACAGGCUUUAAAAGUUACAUGUUGAUUUAUGAAUGUGCAUUGAGACUCUCAGACCUCUUCAACAAACAGUGUGAACAAGAAGGAAAAAUCCUCAUCCUCAUUCUAUCCUGAGCAGUGAUUACACCUUGAUUUGUAACUAUUUUGUUUAAUUGUAAUACAGAAGAUAAAUGUGUAACAAAUACUUUGUGUUAGUAACAAUUAUGACAGGGAAUGCUGCAGUAUCUCAGGAACUCAAGGUUAUAACAAGCAUUGGCAGGAAUAAUAGACCCAACAAAAAAGUAAAUAAAUUGUUUAUGAUCCAAGUUGCAAAGCUAGACAUGAGAUGUCAAACAAUAAAACAAAAAAAGAUAAAAAUUAACAUGAAUGUUUUUCAGCCAUAACAACAUGCUUCUCUGUAUACACAGAUGUGCAUGAUACAUGAGUUUUUUCUUAUAGACCCAAGAGCCUGUAGUCACAGGACCAGAUCAGUGUUCCCGUCUGGCCAUUUCAUAUUGGAGACAGACUUUAACACACAGAGCUGUCAGCAUUGUCUGUUUUAUCCAGGCUGGGGUGAAGGCCUGACUUUUCAAGACAGGUUUGUGAUAACAUACUCAAAAGACAGACUGGGUAAAACAACCAAGAAAUCUCACCACUCUGCAGAUCCCACCUAAGGAGGGUUACAGGUAAUGCAUUUGGUAUGUCAGUGGCCAUCAGGCAAGCUCAUGCUAAGGAGGAGUCCUCCCAGGUCUCAACACUCUAGAGAGAAGCAAGCGAAGCAGCAGCAUGCAACCACCUGCUACUCUUCCCUAUGCAGCCUUCUCUUGGAUCUUUAAUUUAAAUUGUGUGAAAGAGAAAAUGCUUUUCUUUGUGUGAUCUGUGAGUAUGCAUCCGGAGUCAUCCACAUGAACAGGAACAUGACUGUGGGUGCCCCAAGACCUGUCUAGAAAAUCAGGUACCAGUGACUGCUAAGGAUCCCUCUGCUUCCGCCAGGAACCUGUCAAAAAUGAAACGAAGUGCAGUAAAUGCCACUGCCUCUCCCCCUUAAACUGAAAUGGCACUGCUCUGUGGGCAAUGAGAAAUCUGGCAGCUGUUUUCACUCUGUGCUUUUGGAAGCUGUUUAUGGUGAUGGGAACUAUGAGUAAGAGCUGCUGGGAGCAGAGGUGGGGCAGCAGGGCUGGCAUGGAAGUACGACAACUAAACAAUUUUUUUUUCAAAGGACAAAAUCAAGCAAGACACUUCUGUAUCACAGAAGUGUGUGUGUGUUCCCCAACAUUGGGCGUUGUUCCAGCUCUGCUAUAAUACAGGGCAGCCUUUUACUUGUUGCUGUUCAUAUUUUGGCAAAUUGUUUUUAUUUUGGAAUGGAGAUGAUUGUUUAACAAUGUAUUCUGUGAAUUCUUAAUAGGUUUUUGAUGUUCUACAUUGCUUUUGUGGUUGUUUUUUGCUUUGUUUUGUUUGCUGAUGACACAUAUCCUGCAAGCUGUUUGGUUUUCUGUUGGAAAAAUCAAUUCAUCUAGCUUUAGUGUAUCCAAGGGUUUAAUUUCUCAUUGCUCAUUUGUAUCUGGGUUCGUGCAAUCAGCAAUAUCUGCUUUUGGCAGCAAGUUACUAAAAAUGGAUUUCGAGUUUUAUUUCUUAGCUAAAGAUCUGGUGUCCACUUCAGAUGAAAAAGAAAACAGAUAUGCUUAUUUUAAAACAAACAUCGUGUCUAUAGUAAAAUAAGGAAUGGAAUGAUUACUUAGGAAUUAAAAUGUGAUUAACAUUUUCAGAAGAAACUAUCCUGAAAGUGCAGCCAGGAAGGAAUUCCUCUGAAUGCCAGGGAAGAUCUGUCCCUUGAAGAAUCAGGCUCUGUGUUUAAUCUGUAGCUUAUUUUUGUUUGUUUUCACCAAAAAGAUUUGUGAAACAGUCUUAAAAUCAUUUCUCAGAUAAAAUAUCUUAGACUGAGAGAGCUGUUUACAUAAAUGUUCCGACUGACCUUGUCUUAUGAGGAAUCCAUUGUAGUUUUCAUUUUUUUAAGUUCCUUUUAGUAUCUGUAUGGUAUUUGCAAGCUCUCUGUCAACAUUACUCAACACAGUUUAUUUAAAGGUCUUGCCUACUGCCAGUCUGCCAAUUAAGUGUAUCAAUUACUUUUUUUAAUCUUAGGAAUCCUUCCUCUGAACAGAAAUAUACUAAAAAUGAAAUAAAAUGAAACACUAAAGAAAAAGCUCCAACUUUGCUUUUGAGUGUCAUUUGGAAUAAAAAAAUAAUAUAUUACAUAUUGUGGAGCUCUCAUAAAUUGAUUUAAUGUAUUUUAAAAGAAUACGCAAGAUGAGUAUUGCCAGAUAAAGGGCUGAGAUGGGAACAAAUCCAGAGAGUUAAAGGAAAUAUUUCAAAAUUCUGAUCUAUUGUCCAUACUUUGACUUAAGCAUAGAGAUGGAUUAAUAAAUGUACAUUGGAGUUUUAAAUACAGUUUUCUUCUCAUGGAAGAGUGCCAGCGUGUCUUGUGUCUUCAACCUUUCCUAUUAAACAGUCACAACUGGUCAGGAAACUAUUCCAGUGAAGAAAGAAACCUUCAGUCUUUCUGAACAGACAGCACGUAUCCCACUGAUGUGGUUAUUACUGAGAUCCACACUGACCAAGCAACAGCCUCUAUAAUGCCACUGGGAACAGAGUAAGCAUGAAGGCAAAACCCACGGACAUAGACACAUAUUGUUAGCACCAGGCAACCUCAGAAAUUCCUCCUAGCGAAACUGAAGAUGUUGCCCAACAAGAUGUGGAAAGGAAACCUGAGAGACUUGAGCGUGUACAAAAUUAAUCCACAAACAAGCUUGCAGCUCUCUGCUCAUCUACUUUCUGAAGGUUUCCUGCUGUCUUUGUUGAUUAAACAAUUCCUAGUUGGUUCAAUAAUGUAGAAAUUAUGCAGCAUAUGUGGAGACAGAUUUCCCAUUAGGCUGGUGUUGGCUCAGUUAAUAAAGUUUUUGCUUCAUUAACC